This is a messenger RNA of Gopherus evgoodei (Goodes thornscrub tortoise), 1089 nucleotides long. It is a transcript of the gene FAM221B, whose product is annotated as family with sequence similarity 221 member B. The transcript has 5 exons. NCBI's taxonomy places the organism in Eukaryota, Metazoa, Chordata, Testudines, Testudinidae. The coding region runs from base 1 to 1089 and encodes 362 amino acids. The record is from RefSeq and is a predicted model, not a curated record.
AUGGAGGGCGAGGAGUCCAGCAUGGAGGGCAUGGGGGGCUCGUCCUCCCAGCCAGGCCAGGAGUCCUCAGGCCUGUCCCCCCCUCUGGCCGAGGAGCCCUCGGGCUCAUCCCCCCCUCUGAACAAGGAGCCCUCGGGCCUGUCCCCCCUGCCAGCUGAGGAGCCCUCGGGCUCAUCCCCCCCUCCGGCCGAGGAGCCCUCGGGCCCGUCCCCCACUCUGGCCAAGGAGCCCUCAGGCCUGUCCCCCCCUCCGGCCGAGGAGCCCUCGGGCCCGUCCUGCUCGCUGGCCGAGCCGCCGGCUGGGGCUGGGGUGGGGGCCGAUGAGCAGGAGGACAAGGAGGAGGUGGAAGUUACCGACAGCCACACCCAGACGAAGCACAAGCCUCAGGGGGGUGCAAAGAAGAAAGCAGCCAAGAAAGCGGCUGUGGGCUACUCCGUGCGGCCCGUCGUCCCGGCCAGGAGGGCCGAGCUGGUGGCUGUGGCCAAGGCCAUGCACCGGGAGCGGUUUGGCCCAGAGGUGCAGGAGCUGUUCCACCUGGAGAGGGAGGCAGCCCUCCAGGCCAUGCAGACAGGUCUCUACAUUGGCUGGCGCUGCCCUGAGUACCUGUGGGACUGCUUCUGCGUGGGGGACCUCUCCAAGUGCUUCUGCGGGCACCUCCUACGGGAGCACCAGGUCUAUACGCGUGCGCGGGUGCCCUGCACCGUGCCCAGCUGCAAGUGCCAGAGCUUCAUCUUCAUCCCCUCCCGGCCUGAGGACGUGGGCGAGUUCUGGCUGAGGAAGAGAGUUGGCUUCGACCCCUCCACCUGGCGGGCCACGUGCCGCUGCAAACACAGCCACGAGGAGCAUGCGCCCAGCGCCAGCCGCACCUGUCGGGCCGCAGGCUGUUGGUGCGUCAGCUUCGAAUCCAACUUCCUGUGUGCGGCCUGCGACCGGCGCUGGGAGGAGCACGAGACCUUCUUCGAGACGGCCGAGACGCGGCGAAAGGGGGGCCGGCCCUAUGGUACGCGCAGUGCGGGGGUGCACAUGCCUGGCCUCUGCCCCCCUCGCUCCCAUGGCAGCACGGAGGGCCUGGGCCAGGGCAGCCCCUAG